Messenger RNA from Drosophila takahashii, 897 nucleotides. RefSeq lists its product as uncharacterized. NCBI's taxonomy places the organism in Eukaryota, Metazoa, Arthropoda, Insecta, Diptera, Drosophilidae. The record is from RefSeq and is a predicted model, not a curated record.
AUGAAGUUCUUCUACGGAGCUCUGCUGGUGCUGGGCACAGCAAUGAUUGCCCAGGCGGCCGUGGCCCGCUCCAACGAUGAGACCGAGGAGGAGUCCGCCCAGCAGACCAAGUACCGCCUCUUCAAGCAGCCCGUGCAGAUCGAGGCGCGCAGCUUGCAGCAGCUGAUGGCCCUGAAGCAGCCCGCCUGCCCUCCGGCCAAGCCCACUGCCCCCACCACCACCACCACCGCGGGACCCACCACCACCACGGUGACGACCACGCCCACGGGACCCACCACCUCGACCGGCACCUCCACCACCACCACCACCCCCACCACGAGUGGAGCUGCCACUGGAACUGGUACUGGCACCUCUCGAAUGAUCAACCUCAACCACCCGGUGAACGAGGAGGACGAGGACGAUGACGAGGAGUUGGCCCAUGGCGAGGAGAAGUACCUCAAGGACCAGGAGGACGACGACGACCAGGAGGACGACGACAACGAGGACGAUGGCUUCCAGCUGGUGGCCGCCAAGGCCCAAGGCUCCUCCUCCACCUCCGGCCUGCGCCGCCGCGGCUCCUCCUCCUCCUCCUCCUCCUCCAGCGGCAACCUGUCCAACAGCCAGCUGAUGCGCGAGUUCGAGCUGCGCCGCCAGAAGGACCUGAACGAGCAGCUGCGCAAACAGCUGUCCGCCGCCCGCCGCCGCACCGUCCAGAGCCGCCGCCGCCAGCAGCAGAAGCGCCGCCAGAACCGCCGUCGCCAGCAGCAGAAGCGCCGCCGCCUGUCCCGCCGCAACCAGAAGCAGCGCCGCAACCAGAACCGCCGCCACCGCAACGCCAAGCGCCGCCAGCGCCGCAACAACCGCCUCAGCCGCCUGCGCCAGCGUCGCCGCCAGCGCCGCAACCGCAACCGCAACUGA